UUUUUCUGCUUUGUUGGUUUAAGCAGAGGUUCCCCUCUGUUUUCAGGACAGUUCCUGUGUUUUGUGUAAUCGAUUUUUCAUGCUAACAAUCCGAAACUAUUCCAAAAUAUCAAUACUGUGCAACUGUAAAUAAAAGUAUUCGAUUACAUUGAUAAUAAAACUCUGAGCAGUGACUUCUACAUUUUUGCAGCAAGCGGGUUUGGACUGUGUACAGCUUACUAUCGAUAGUUUUCAGCAAAUACUAUCCAUAGUCAAAUGAAUCCCCCACCACAAGCGUUCAAGUCGCUUGCUUGCAGUUUACCAUGCUUUGGCCGGUGCGGGCAGACUGAGAGCCGGUUUCACCUAACUUUUUAAAUAAACAUUUGAAAGAUCCACCAGCUAGCCUGCAUCUACGCCAUUCUAUAUGUUUUUAAGUGUAAGGUUUUGACGAUUUGUUAUUAACGGUGGAUGGUUCAUUUUUAUUGUGGAUUUAUUUAAGCGUAUAUUUUUAAAGUUUAGUUUUGACGGUGGAUACUUAAACGUUUAUUCCUUAGCGUUUAUUUUUAACAGUUCCAAAUAAGCUACACCACCUACGCCCGCAGCCUUGUUUUGAGCCUAGCAGUCUGGCAACAUGGAUCUCAAUCAUCAUCAUCAUUCCCAUAGUUACAUAGCACAGCACAUGUGAUGGCUCAACAUACGGAAGUUUGGAAGUUAACGAAAGAAGUCAUUCCGUCGUGUCUGUUUGCUUUUCGUUUUUCGUUUUGUUGUUUCUUGUGCCCCGAAACGUAUGGCAGAGCACGGGAAGUUUUCCGUCGUGCAUUUUAAGACAGGGAACACUUUAGAAGUUGUGCCCUCGUGCUGGGUCACGGCAGACAACAAGUCGUGUUGGUGGCCGCCAUAUUCAAAAUCCCGGGUACUUCGUUCAAUCAAGGCUUGCGAGCCAGUGGUGCAGACAACGUGGGAAGUUUUCUCAAACAUCCGGCGGCUCUUCCGUGGAAGUAAGUAAUGGCCCAACCUUUAUGCAGUGUUUAAAUAUGUAAUGAAAGUAACGGAGGCCUAUCUAGGAGAGGACCUCGAUAUUCCCGGUUGCGAAAUCCAAUUCACGACGGAACAGCAUGUUUGUUAAUUGUUAGGUUAGUCCUGAACAACGAGAAAUGAAUAAGUUAGUCCUAUUUAGUUGUAUUUGUCUGAAUAGGUUAGUCCAAGAUCGGUUUUGCAUUGUUAUGUCCAGGUUAAGUUCGCUGUUGGCAGUUUCCCGCGAGUGUCUGUGCAUUGAAAAGCAGAUUACCGUUUAUUUACAGAUUAACUGUAGUUUAUUUUCCAGUAUUUUGUACCAUUUAAGGUGGUCGACAUGCAUUUGCACAGUUACUCCUGGUUGCUCUGCAAGUGUUCUUGUCUUACAAUGACAUGCAUAGCUAGUGUGAAUAAACUCUGUAUUUCUGAUGUUUCAGCCUAUGAGCAGGCUACCAGAGAAUGCGAAAACCUCAGAUAUAUAACAGACUUGUCACAGUCGAGUGACUGUGGUGAUUCGCCAGCUGCACCAAUAAGGGCUGCGUCUGAUUCCGAGGAUGAGUGGAGAGAUGAAGAACCAAACAGCAACAGUCUCGGGGCCAGUCCUGGCGAAGCUCAAAGGCAUGCCAGCUCGCGACGUGGGUCACUAGCCUCAGCCCACUUCAUGUCUGGCAGCGUGCAGUCGGACAUAGCAGAUAAACUGCUGAGGGUAAAUGCUCGUUUUCACAAGAAGGUGCUUGGGCACCUCGAGCGUCAGAUGGAAGAGAUCAGGAACAACAGAGAGGAAAUCCGCCAUUUGAAAAUCAUGCUGCAGCAGAAAAAACAUAGCAGUGCUGUAGUGAUCGGUAACAUUGAGGGCAUGCCGCAGCUGCCAUUGCAAACCAUGGAUGAAUUUGACAACAUGGAGUCAUUCAUCACAGAAGACAACAACUUCAGUGCUGUGGUGCAGUCUCUGCGAAGUGUUGGCGGCCACACCCCGAAAGACCUUACAAGGAGAAUCAUUAGACAGCUGUUCUCCAAGGAGGUUGCUUCAGUCCUUGUGUACACAGCCCGACAGCCAAAUAAGCGGGAAUUUCAAGUAACGAAGAUAUGCCAGGCAGUGUUUAUGGCUGUGAGGACCACGUACACCAAUGCAACAAACCUGGAAAUCAGGGAAGAGAUAGCGAAACAGUUCAGGCAGGCCCCUGGCGACCUACGUAAGCGUAAAAGGCCUGAACCUCCAGUGGGCCUGAACCUCCCGUAGGCCUUUCUGAAACACCACUAGGCCUGAAACUCCCGUAGGCCUUUCUGAAACACCACUGGGCCUGAAACUCCCGUAGGCCUUUCUGAAACACCACUGGGCCUGAAACACCACUAGGCCUGAACACCAGUGGCAUUUGUGAAUAAACCGUUACAUUCA
Molecule: messenger RNA, 2389 nt
Organism: Ornithodoros turicata
Lineage: Eukaryota; Metazoa; Arthropoda; Arachnida; Ixodida; Argasidae
Exons: 7
Coding region: 1331-2233 (300 amino acids)
Source: RefSeq, a predicted model, not a curated record